Molecule: messenger RNA, 387 nt
Organism: Sphenostylis stenocarpa
Lineage: Eukaryota; Viridiplantae; Streptophyta; Magnoliopsida; Fabales; Fabaceae
Source: the annotation of a GenBank genome assembly
AUGGCGUGUUUCUCUUUAAGUUUUUUUAGAUCAGAUCAAUGGCUGAUCACUGAUCUCUUCACUACUGUACAUGAUGCUAUAUAUCGAUCGAGUGUUAUUCCAUUUUUGAAGGUAAGGAAGCACAAUCUCAGAAGCCGCUUAAGCGAUGUUACGUUGACAAAAUUAUUAUGGGUUGAUGUUCAUCUUCACGGCUCAAAGAGUGAAGUGGCCAAGGAUGAAGAAGCAGAGCGAAUAGCCGAAGGUGAUGUGGCCCCUUUUGAACCCUUUCACAAAUGCAUUAUCAAGUUUCAGCGUGAUGUGCCUAUCACUGCUAGCAUGGAACAACUGCGUCAUGCGAGUUUAAAACAAUGCAACAACCGAAUGCAACGAAAGAUCCUUCAACUGUAA